Pneumocystis carinii B80 is the source of this 3146-nucleotide messenger RNA. RefSeq lists its product as hypothetical. The record is from RefSeq and is a predicted model, not a curated record. Lineage: Eukaryota; Fungi; Ascomycota; Pneumocystomycetes; Pneumocystales; Pneumocystaceae. Bases 47 to 3100 code for a protein of 1017 amino acids. Gene Ontology annotation, molecular function: ATP binding; protein serine/threonine kinase activity. Gene Ontology annotation, biological process: peptidyl-threonine phosphorylation; peptidyl-serine phosphorylation. The transcript has 9 exons.
AGGGAACAAGAUGAUUAUAUGGAGGUUUUUUUCCGGUUUAAAUUGAAUGGAUACAUCAUUAGAACAUUUGAAUGAAUGGGAUUUAGAAUGUUGCACUUUAUAUAGAUAUAAUAAGGGAGAAAUAAGGGUGAAAGAAGGGCCAGGACAUAGUAUUUUAAGGAUGGAAGAUAUUGGUGAAGAGAUAGGGGAUUUAAGUUCAGAAAAAGAGGGAAAAGAAGGGUCGUUUAAGGAGGAGAUAUUUGAGUUUUCAUCAAAGGAAGAGAGUAGUUCAUGUUCAGAUGAGUUUUUAUUUGAAAAGUAUUUGAAUAAGAGUGAUGAAAGAGGUGUGAAUGAAAGCGAGGAGAGUUAUAGUUUAAUAAAUUUUGGAAUGGAGAGUAUUUUGGAAAAUGAGGGUCUAAAGAAGGAAGAGAAGUUAGAAGAUGAAUCGAAUUCUAGUUCAUUUUUUUUUUCGUCACUUAUUGAUUAUUAUUGUGUGAAAAAUGAGAAUAAAGAUAAUAUUUUUGCAGAAGAAAUGGAAUUUUUGGAUGAAUAUAUUGGAGAAAUUGAUAAAGAAAUUUUAAAAUGCGGUACAACAUCGAUUUUGAAUGAAACUAAUAAGUCUUUUUCUAAGAGUAAUAAUGAGCAUUGUUUAGAAAAUCCUAGUAGAAAUAUUUCAGAUUCUUUAAGAAGUUCAUCGAAUUCUAGCAUAAAUUUUAAGAAAACGACUAAUUCUGAAUUUACUCAAUUAACUGAAAUUCCUACUUCUUUUUGCCAAACAGUAACACCAUUGAGUGAUAAAGCAAAUAUUUCUCUUCAGCCAAAAAGUUCUAAAACAUCUAUAUCUCCGAAAUCUAGCAAUUUUAUUUUAGGAGUAUCUGGUUUGGGUUCUAAAACAAUAUCUCCUACGGAACUUCGAUCUAUUAAAAAUACAUGUGGAUUAUCUUCGAAUUUUGUAGGUAAUGGCGCUUCAUGCACAUAUGCAAAAGGUCUACCAACAAGGUUGUCACUAAUAACUCAAGAUAUGGCUGCGUUAGAUGAUUCUAUCCCCCCUGUACCUCCUAUACCUGAAGGUAUUUCUGAUUAUCAAUAUUCUAAUAUAGGAAUAUCGAAAACUGUGGAUAAAAUAUCUCAAAAAUCCGGGGAUACUCAAAGAAAUAAUGUCAAUGAUUUCUAUACAUUAUCAAAAAAAAAAUCAAGUAUCAAACAAGAAAAAUCUCAAGAUGAUGUUAAAGUUGUUAAUAUCUCUCCAUCAAAUCCGAAUAUUUUUUCAAGUUCGACAUCUAGUAAAAUUGAUUUAAUUGCUUCUGAAAGUAAAAGCCAAGAUAUCUCUAGAGCUUCUUCAAAAACUUUUUCUUCAUCGUCUUUUUUACCUAAGUUUGGUUUUAAAAAGAAUAAAGGCGUGAAAAAAUUUCAUAUUACUUCUACACAAGUUCCUAUUUGUUCUGAAAACUUAAAAUUAUGCUUUUCUGAUGAUCAUUCUCACUCAAACCAUACUAAUUCUAACAAAAAUGCAUAUAAAGGACAAUCGUCUUUGUAUUCUGAUUCUAAGUAUGUUGGUGUUCCAAAAAAUCUUCAAAUUAAAAGUUUUUUUCCCAAAUUAAAACCAAGUUUUGAGUGUUUAAGUAGAAAAAAGUCAAAAAUUAGUAAUCCGGAUUCUCUUUUAAAAUUAGAUAUAUCAAAAAUAUCUCCAGCAUCUAAUUCGUUAGAUGAAGUACAUAAGAUACCUUCUAAAAAUAAAGAGAAUAUUCCAUCUAAUGAAAAUAUUUAUUGUUCAUCAAAGCUGUGCUCUGUUAGUCAGCGUUUAUAUAAUAAUGAAUCAAAUAGGGAUUUAUUGCAAUCAAAUUUUGGCUCUAAUAAGUUACAUAUUGAUGAUAGUGAUAUAAUAAAAGAUGAAUUAAAUAGAUUGAGACUUAAAAGACAGAGGAUUCAGGAAAAUAGGAAACCAUCGGAUUAUCUAUCUGAUGAUAAAAAAUCUUCAAGAUUAGGAGUACAAAGGAAACUUAUAAAUUUUGAUGAUAUUAAAUUAUUUCAUCAUUUAUUAACUUUUUACGAGAUAGGAGAAAUCAACGAUUAUAUGGGGUCUAUCUAUUUUAUUGGUCGGCCAGGAAUAAAGAAAAGAGAAUUUUCAACUUCUGGUGAUAAUGAUCUUGGGUAUGAUGAUUCUAGAGGGGAUUAUAUUAUUGUUAUAGGUGAUCAUAUUGCAUAUCGUUAUGAGAUUUAUAGUAUUCUUGGAAAAGGAAGUUUUGGUCAGGUUAUUAAGUGUUUUGAUUAUAAAAUAGGACAAAUAGUUGCUAUCAAAAUUAUUCGAAAUAAAAAGAGAUUUCACGCCCAAGCGUUAAUUGAGACGAAAAUACUUAGAAAAUUAUCGGAAUGGGAUCCUAAUGAUGAUUAUUCUUUUAUAAAAUAUAUUGACCAUUUUUAUUUUCGCGAUCAUUUGUGUAUUGUUAUGGAGUUGUUGGAUAUAAAUUUAUAUGAGUUAAUAAGAAUAAAUGAUUUUAGAGGGUUUUCUCUUCCAUUAAUUAGAUGUUUUGCAAAACAAUUGCUUCAAAAUUUGGUUUUUUUGAAAAAGCAUGGUAUUAUUCAUUGUGAUUUAAAGCCGGAAAACAUUUUAUUAUCUCAUGAAAUUAAGCCUAAUAUUAAAGUAAUUGAUUUUGGGAGUAGUUGUUUUGAGAAUGAAAGAGUUUAUACAUAUAUACAAUCUAGGUUUUAUAGAUCUCCUGAGGUUAUUUUAGGUCUAAAUUAUGGAAUGUCAAUUGAUAUGUGGAGUUUGGGUUGUAUUUUAGCAGAAUUAUAUACUGGAUAUCCUAUAUUUCCUGGAGAAGAUGAGCAAGAACAACUCGCAUGUAUAAUAGAAGUUCUUGGUAUUCCUGGAAAUUAUUUAAUUGAAAAAAGUUCUAGGAGAAUGUUAUUUUUUGAUUCUUCUGGAAACCCUCGUUUUACUGUUUCUUCUAAAGGAAGAAGAAGAUAUCCUUCUUCUAAGACACUUUCUCAAAUAAUGAAAUGCAAUCAUACAUAUUUUCUUGAUUUUUUAUCUAAAUGUUUAUUAUGGGAUCCAGAAUAUCGUUUAACACCAGAAAAGGCACUUGAACAUGAAUUUGUGACAAAAAUUGAAAACAUUUGAUAUGAUUUGGCAAAACAUUUUUAUAUGUUUUUUUUUUGGAUGAUUU